Blastomyces dermatitidis ER-3 is the source of this 621-nucleotide messenger RNA. RefSeq lists its product as uncharacterized. NCBI's taxonomy places the organism in Eukaryota, Fungi, Ascomycota, Eurotiomycetes, Onygenales, Ajellomycetaceae. Bases 1 to 621 code for a protein of 206 amino acids. The record is from RefSeq and is a predicted model, not a curated record. The transcript is spliced from 2 exons.
AUGUCAAUGAGCUGCAGAAGCACUGCUCUUAUCAUCACAUCUUCUCCUACUUCUCUUGCAGCCGCGGCGGAAGUUGCUGUGCCCUGUAGUGAGAUGUUGUUCCUUCUGCCGGCUGGUGCAUCUGCAUCUGGUCCAUCCCCUGCCCCCCCCACCGCUGUUGUGACGCUGCCCCCCCCCCCAGCCAAUACAGUGGUGUAUGACCCCGUGUGGUCAUUUGGAGAGGAACCCGGGGAGAGCUUGGUUCUGGGGACAGUGGCUCUGAGGAGCCCAAUCCAUAGUUCCCCUCCCACGGCACGCCCGAGCCCUGCUCAGAAUGCUGCUGAGUUGAGUCUGCAGGAUCCUGCAGUUCCUUCAUCUUCUCCCUGUGAGAAGGCUCUGAUGCAGCCUCUGACUGGCACUGCUACUUGUCUGCACUGUGUCAAGCAGCUGAAGAAGAAGGGGAUUUUAUGCAUCUGCUUCUUCUCUCACUCUCAUUGUUUCUGUUGCACCUGCAACAAUGACUCCUGUCUCUCUAUGCCCAAGCAGUACAGAGUAAGGAUCUCAGAGCUUCAAGUAUUGACAGAUUCUGUCAAGACUGAGAAGAUCUUUCUUAUUCAUCUGCAAAAGAAGGUGAAAGCAUGA